This is a messenger RNA of Stegodyphus dumicola, 8254 nucleotides long. RefSeq lists its product as uncharacterized. Lineage: Eukaryota; Metazoa; Arthropoda; Arachnida; Araneae; Eresidae. The record is from RefSeq and is a predicted model, not a curated record. Gene Ontology annotation, molecular function: protein binding.
UCUCAGCUCCACUUGAAGUCUUAGUGGAAAAGACUACUUCCAGCUCCGUACAUUUAUCUUGGAAGCCGCCCCCGAUGCCGAAGGGCCUGAACCUGAAGCUUUUUACCUAUUCCCUCAUACUCACUCCUCUCACACAGUACGGACAUGGGUUAGAGAAAGAAUUCUCGUUGCCGCCGACUGUGACUUCCAAAGAGGUGGUCGGAUUGACAGAGAGCACGAGAUACGCUGUCCAACUAUCGGCUGUGUACGGGGACCCCACGCAGAGGCUGAGCCAUGAUAAGCUGGUAAGGGUGUCUGCUCCCAAAUUCACAAUAUACGUACCUCCAGAGGUCCAACAAGAUAUACCUGUUGGAGACGAUGGACUUCCAGCCGGAGAACCAGUCUGUAACUGCAGCGAGACUGGGAUGGUCGCAUGCACUAGGAGGCCUGGCUUUAUGGAAUGUACUUGUCAUCCAGGUUAUGCAGGCACUUGGUGCGAGGAGUGUGCGCCUGGAAACUUCAGGGCAGGCAAAGAAUGUGUCGUGUGCCCAUGUUCCAACCUCACAUCCACAGCAGAAUGCAAAAUGGAGGAAUCUGGUCAAGUUUCAUGUGUUCAGUGUCUACCUGGUCAUCGAGGAAGUUUGUGCACAUCCUGUACUGCUGGAUAUCAGUGGACUGAAGACAAAUGUAUGCCACUGAACUGUCUCAGCAACAGCCUAUGUGCGGAACAAAGAAACGCUCCCGGCUGCGAAGACUGCAUUUUCUUAGAAAAUAAGUUUCCUACGACAGCUCACAGAAGCAAUUCAGAUCGCAGUAUUGCAGAUGGUACACUCCCUCUCAUAGCUGUCGUAGUAACUCUUGGAGUCCUCCUUCUAGUCGCUGCCAUGGCUACUUGCUAUCGUUAUUGGGAUUAUCGUCGUCAUCAACCUCGGAUUCCCUUCUGGAGCAUAGAGCUGCAAGAUGAGAAGUCAGAUUUGCAUUCACAUUGCCAAUACCAACAUCUGGAUGCCGCAACAAAUCGAGCGGUGAAUCUAAGUCGAGAAGAUGGAUCCAAUGGACCUGUUACAAAUGGUGAAAUCGGCCGACUCAACAGUGAUUCUAUCAGACGGACAUAUAACACUAUGAAUGUAUAAAACGUUGUCCCAAAACAUUUUAGCUAUGGACCUUGCAAAGUUUUUUUUUUUUUUUUUUUUUUAUGCCAUGUUCUGAAUUUCAUAUUUGGUACUUGCAAUUUGGUAUCAUUUUAAGUGUUAUCAUUUUAUGCUUCUACCAAUGCAUGCCACCAUCUGCCUGCAGAGACAGGCAGAAUUAGUGGAUUUUAUAUAUUCUCUUAUACAGUUCAGAUUGCAUUUAAGUGUGAUAAUUUUGAUGUAGAUUCAAAUACAAAUUGUAGAAUACUAUCAAGUCAACAAUGCCUUUGAAAUGUUUACUCUUAAAUAGCAUGUUUUGGACUUUCACUGAGUUAAAACUGUACAACUUCAUAAAACAAAAUUUAAAAUUGAGUAUUAUAUUACGACGGCCCACAUGAAACUUAUAUUAAAUUUGCUCAUAUCUGUGUUAUGAAUAGAUGAAUAGAAAAGGUGGUCCAUGGCAUAUGAUGAUUUCGGGAUGGAAAUUAAUAUCAUGAAAUAUAAUUCUGAUAAUUAUUUCACAAAACAAUGGAAUGCCCAAUGCCAUUUAUUAUCAUAGUUCUAUUCCUCUUCAGUUUUUCAUUUUUUGAAAAAAAAAAAAAAAAAAAAAAAAAAUCCACAUUGUCUAAAAUUUGUACAACACAUUUUAAGUCAAACAUGCACCACCUACCACUUCCAUUCUGUCAUGUCUACCACUACUAUAACACUUUCCUAGUCAGAGAUGCAACUUUUCAGCCAUCAUUCUUCGGAUGAUACAGCUUCAAAAGUUUGCUGUAAUAUUAUCCUGAAUUUAUCAGUAUUCUAGCCCUAUUAACGUUUACUUGAGAUUCCACACAACCUUGAGAAAAAUGUGGCAGUGUUCAGGGCCAACACUAGGUAUUUUGUCGCCUGGUACAAUUUCCCUGAGAAUUCUAAAAUCUGCUGUUGGGUGCCUCAAUAAAUUCUAAACAUUUUGCCUUCUUUAAAUUUCGAUGCUUUUCUAAAUUCUAAAAUUUUUAUCACUCAAUGUGGACACUAGUCUUAGCAGUAUUGCUAAAAUUACUUUAAAAAAUCUUGAGAUUUCAUGGAAUACACUUGAAAAAUGUACUGUUAAAAAAAUAAGAGCUGAUGAGGGAUAUGAGUUGACAGUAUAUAGGGAGACAGUAUGAAAUUAUGCUGAAGUGCCAAAUUCAGCAUAAUUUUAUUUACAGUAGUAGUUUUUUAAAAAUCAAGUCUAAAAAUUUUAGCUCCUCAAUGUUAUUUGAAUUAGGUAUUCAGUUAGGUUAUUAAUAUCUCUUUUUUAUUAAACUUGAUUUCUUCUUUCAAAUUUCCAAAUUUAGUUUCAAUAAAAUUCAGUAUACAACAUCUAUGCAACACAGCACUUAAGUAAGUAUACAACACUCUCUACAUCAGGGGCGUAGCUAGAGGGGGGCAUCUGUUCCCAGGCGCAGAAUCCAAGGAGCGCCAAACUGAUGUUACGACAUUUUAGAAUUAAAUGUUUUCCAUCCUUGGCAAGCAGUAGAGGGCGCGAAAUCUUCAGUUGUCCCCUGGCACUGAAAACCCUAGCUACGACUCUGCCCUAUAUACUGUUCCCGAGUUGACAGUAUAUAGUUAUAAUGAACGAUAGUUUAUAUCAUAUUUUUUGUAAAGUAACUAUUUUAAGUUACAUUUCAUGGCAUUGGUUUCAACCUCAAAAUCAACAGAUUCCUCUGGCCCAUAUUGCAUGAGAUUAUCUUUUAACUGAUUCCAUAUUUUGUAAAUUUAACUGUGAAUCCAGUUAAUUUGUAGUAUUACCUCACUACCAUAUGCAUAUUCAUUCUCUUAAAAUUUGUUGCUUGCCAUGUUUUGACUAAAUGUCAUAAUUUUUUUUGAUAUUAUACAGCAUUCCACUUUGACAUAGUAGUUCAUAGAUUAUGAGUAAAACUAGAAAAAGACUUCAUUAAGCAUGACAGAAUUCCCACAAAAAUUUUGCUGCUUUUGCUUUCAAAAUUUUAGUGGAUUAGCAUAUUAAGUUAUGAAUAUAUACAAUGGGUUAAUAUAGUGUUCUGGAUUUGGCUGUGCAAAUAUAUCCAAAUGGAAAAGGAUAGGAAAAGCAAAAUAAUGGAAUGGAAAAGUUCAAAACCUUUUGACAGGAAUUUUUCAGUGUGCCCUUCUUCAUCACAUAAAUUUAGACUACAUUUACACCUACAUUGUUCCUCCUAAAUGAUAACCAUGAUAACAAAUUGUUUCAAUUUAUUUAAAUCUCAAGACAAUGAGAUGAGACUGCACUCUCAUCUUCAAAGAGUUAUUCUUCAACAUGGAAUGCAAUAAAGAAUUGGUUGCAAAGUUACCAAUGGCCAGGCCAGCCAUAUCUUGCCCGAGUAAUUUCCACCACCAAACUUAUUGUUAUGCAGUUUCUUCGAUGAGGGCUACGUUAAAGAUUACGUAUUUCGACCCAUUCACGCUUUAGCACUCAGUAGACCAUGUAACAUGGACUGCAUUUAGAUUUCAUCAACUAAUGAGUUGAGAAUUCUUAAUGAGAAUAUUUAAGAUGUUGCAGAUUUUUUCCCAGUAUUAAAUUAUCCUGUUUCAUUCCAUUUAUCCAACAGUAUAUUAAAAUCCUGAACAUAAUUUUAUAACUCCUACUAAGCAACUAUUAUACUUCUUUGAAAAAUGAUAAAUUUUUUACAUGAAGAUAUUUAAUACAGCAUGUUUAAAAAGUCAGUGAAUUGAUUUAAUUCAGAAAUUCAUAGAAAAUUGAAGAUAUUACAGGAUUAUACAGUGAUAGAACAGCUUGAGAAUGGCAAUGCUAAUGCUUGAUACAAAAUAUAAAAAUAUUUACUACAGCAGCACUCCUACUCCACCCCCACCCCCGAAAAAAUUCAAAAACUAUAAUAGUUUUUAUUAUUCCAACAGUUAGUAGAAAUAUAAGAUUUCAGAAUACUUUAAAAAAUUGCACAUGCUCUGAACAGUAAAGUAUUCAGAAGUUUAUGUGAAAACAAUUGUAAAUUUUCAGUUCUGUAGGGCUGCAAAUAUCGAAACUCUCAUGAUGAUGAUACUAAAAUCAGUACUUAAAUUAUUUCUCAUGAUGCGUAUCAGUUCUUAAGCUGAACAAAAUGUCUCAUUUCUUAGUGCAUUAAGCUAAUUUUUAUGUAUUUAAAAACUAAAAAUCUAUGUUGAAAUUUUUGUCAUCAUAAUAAUGAUAAGUAUUUAUUUUUGGAUAUAUAAUAAAAUUCACAAAAAAUACUGAUGUAAAUAUUAUUUGGUGCAAAAAAUUUAAUUCUUUUAGUUCCAAUUAUUUAGUCAUACAAAACAGUUCUGAUGUAUAAAAUUUUUACAGUAAUUUCUAAAAUGCCUUCACUCUAAAAACUACAAUACUUCAAUGAUUAAAAAUAGACUGACAUAAAAAAAUUUCAAUUACUCAGUUGACUGAAAUAGCUAACAAUUCUUUAAAUUAUUACAUAUAAACCCCACUUCAUUCAGGAUUCAGUCUUCACUUUACGUAACUACAUCUUUGCAAAAAUAGUAAGAGAUUUUAGUGAGUGAGUUUAUCAUAGUUAUAGUUUUCCUAAUUAAAAUUUGCAGAUAAUAAACUCUUGCUAAAAAAAUUGAGAAAAUUUCUGAAAUUUAUGUUUGUUGUAAUUUAGUAAUAAACCAUUUGUAUAUAAUAAAUCACUUUCAUUCAGUAAAAAAAUUACAGGCAUUAAAAUGCAUGUUUUUCAUGUAGUAGUUAUCAUUUAAAAUCAAUCUUAUUUAUAUAUUUAUAUCCUACUCCAUUAGUUUCACAUUAAAUUCCAUAUAUGACAAAUUUAGAUUAGAGAAUAAUAACUGAUGGGCAUGUAGAAUUUAUAAGAAGUGUAUAGAUUACCUUCUUAUCACUGCAUCUAGUGGUAAGACAGUACAAGAAUGCACAAUGCUGCAAUGCAUUGCGUUGCACAUAAUCUUGUGAUGUGAAUAUCAAAGUCUCAAUGCUUUAUAUUACAUAUAUCAUGUUAUUAGAUUAUUUUUCUCUUCAACAACUUUUAGUACUAAAAUAUGGAAAUAUACAGAAUGAAAACUUGAAUAUAUAGAAAUAAAAAGCUUUAAAAUAUUGUUUAGAAAGAGGAGAAAAAAUUCCAAGCUUACGGACAAUUUUUUAAAUGGUUAGCGACACAUAAUUAGUUGCAUAUUGCAUUUUAUGCUAAUUCUGCAUUUAAAGCAUGAAAUUGAAAAACAAGUAGUGCGCACACAUCAGAAAAAGCUGAUGACAGUUCAUUUUAUGCAGCUAGAGUGGCAUAUUCCAUGUACUCAGUAUUCUUAUAGAAAUAUCUGCAUAAUUAUACCUCUCUCUCUUUAUUUUAACCGUAUCAGGGAUAAUGUUGCUCUGUAAAAUGAACAAAAACACUAUAAAGAAUAAUCUCAAUGACCUUUGUGAAAAUUUACUAAAUUUAUAGCACUAAAAGGUAAAUGUAUGCAAUCUCGAUAUGAUUCUAUGCAUUAAAUUUUUUCCCCCAGUUUUGAAAGGAUUUUAGAAUGUUAAAUUAGGCUGAACUUUUCCCCAAAGAAUUUAAUAAGACCUACAGAUUGGAAUUUUAGUCUUGUUGGAAAAUAAAUAAGAGCUUUUUUACAAGAUUGCCAUUAAGAAAUAAGCUUUCACUGGUGAACUUCUACCCUCAAUAAAAUGAACAAAUGCAAAUUUUACUGAAUAAAUUAUUUAUUUGCUUUCAUUUACUAAUAGUUAAGUCAUUUUUAGUAAAUUAAAAUUUUAACAAUAGUUAAAAUACUUUUACAAAAUGUAUUACCUGGAAGUAUGCCAACUCAUCUGUUCCUAUUACCUUGAGAUUAAUUUUGCCUCAAGUAUAGGUGUAAGUAUAGGUAUAGGUAUAGGUGUGAGUGUAGGAAUAGAAGAGAUAAAUAUAUGUAUAAGACAAGAAAAUAUGUUUUCCUGCUAAAAACUUAUGAAAUGGAACGUAAAAGCUUUUAUUCUAAUGUCUAUUUAUAUAUUCUGUAAUCAAUUAAACUCAAUUUUGAUCUAAAUUAGCACACUCCAUUUCUAUUUUAAAUAAUGAAACUUUCCACAACCUCUUUGUUUAAUCAGAUUUACAAUUUUCCCCUCUAGUUUUCAAUUUGUAUUGUUCAUAUAAUAGCACAGGAAUAGAGCCUAGUAGUUUAUUAAAAUGUCUUAUUUUUGAAUAAUAUGAUUUAAAGAAUGUGGGCAUAAAUUUUAAAUAUAUCUUGUUGUUUCUUUUGAUCAGUGAAAAAUAAAUUCAUCUUGUAAAGUUAUCCCACACUUGAAAAGAUCAAAAGCCAAUGUUUAUAAAUAUAAAACUCUAACUAUGCAAUCUGUGAAUGCUUAUGAUUCAAUGUAAAUCAUCUGUCCGGUGAUAAUCUAUAUAAAAAAGAUAUUUGUAAAGUAUAUAAUUGAAAAGCAGCAUGAGAUUGUGUCUUGAAAUGUGUAUGAACUGUAAAAAUUUUUAUUUAUUUUUGUAUUUAUGAAUGUUAAGUUGCGGAUUUUUGUUGUAUAUUUUGAAUGCUCAAAUGCAGUUCUAUAUUCUACAUUGUAUUUUUUUACACUUCUGAUAAAAGAAAGAUUGGAGAAUUAUGCAUAUUUUCGUGGAUUUAAACUAAUCACCUGCAAAGACAGGUAUUUUAAACAGAUUACAAAUGGUAAAGUAUUUUUAAAGAGGUUACAGUUAAAAUGUUAACAUAUUAUAAAACAUUAGGCAUGUUACAUUCCAAGAAUAUGAUUACGAAAAUGGAAUUGUAUCAAAAAAUAUUUCAUUUAUAAUUUUUGUAAUUUCAUUUUAUUUUGUGAGAUUUUAAAUUAUCUUUAUUUACGAUGCUUACAUACUGUACUGAUAAAAAAGAAACUGAACAAGGCCAAUCAAAUUUUGAAAACAAAUCUAAAUUAAAUUUGAUAGCCAUAUUCCUUUCAAAGUAGUAUUUUUUUGGAGGGGACUUGAUAUUUCAGCUUGCACUGUGACUGAAAUCUGCCUAGCAACCAUUGCAAUUUGGCUUGGAUGUCCCACGCAAAGUCAUUGUUUCAGAUCAGUAUUAUGAGCUGUGUUUAUAGCUGCAACUCUGAAAUGAAGCAACAGGCUUAAAAUUCAAGUUCUCAAAGGGCAAGUAGGCUUUAUUGAGGCAAGUAGCUUUAUUGAGAUGUUCUAAAAAUGUCUGUUACAAGGGUGCUCACCUCUGCAAGGAAUGGGUUAUGGCUGAUCCACUAAGGCAAUGCUUCAAACUAUGGGCUCCAAAGAAGCAACAUUUUCUGGCAUUAACAAAAUUUGUAGUGUUUUAUUAUUCCCAUACACACCAAACCAAGCAUUUAAAAAAACUUUUAAGAAGUAAAAAAUUGUCAGAAUUUUGGUUCCAUCGGAAACAUUCACACCAAAUUGCAAAGAACACUAAACACACUUUUAUUAAAGGAUUUCCAGAGAGCCUAUUAAUUAAAAGCACUGGAAGAAUAAGAUUUUUUUUAAAUAAGUAGAGACAAGACUUAAUAGUUUUCAAAAUGUGGCUGGCAUGGUUCAAUUUCCAUUUUUAUCAUUCUUGUAAUUAUAAAAAAGUAUAAUUUAAAAUUUAUAAUUAAAAAGUGACAUCAAAGUAAAAAUUCGUCACUUGUGAAUUAUAGCUCUUUAAUCUUGAGUUCAGGUGUUUUGAUAUUUUUUCCAUAAUUUAGCAACAAAUUAAAUUUUCCUUAAACUUUACACUAAAUUCCAAUUAUUGUGCAUUUUAUGUGAACUGCAAAUCCUGCCUAGCUAAUGAUGGAUGUCAAAGUUGUUUUUCUCUCUUUAUGACUAGGUAGGAGCUGCUUAUUGCUAUCUAAGUGUACCCUAGUCAAUGUGAGCUUUAAUUUUUUUUCCUUGUUUCCCUAUUUGAAACCACAAUGAAACACAAGUGUAUAUAUAAUAGUGCAUUGUAUUAUAUCAAAACAUGUGCGAACUUUAUUAAGAAUUACAAUGUACAAUUUUAAUGAGUUUUUGAAGCACGCUGUUGUUGUAUGAACUUUUCAACCUUUCGUUCCAGCAGACUUAGUGGUCCAAAACUUUGUAGGACUAUGUCGUGAAACUCCCGGACAUCAAAUUUUGAACCUGUGGGUGUUUCAAAAGAAAACUUUUAUUUUCAGAAAGCUUUUUCCAUAUUUAUACAUAUUUAUUGUCAAUUCAUGUUCAUAAUAAAAUGCACUGUAGAUUGUGUCUUUCAUUUCA